Molecule: messenger RNA, 1850 nt
Organism: Portunus trituberculatus (swimming crab)
Lineage: Eukaryota; Metazoa; Arthropoda; Malacostraca; Decapoda; Portunidae
Gene: Slimp
Product: serine--tRNA synthetase-like protein Slimp
Exons: 1
Coding region: 1-1446 (481 amino acids)
Biological process (GO): seryl-tRNA aminoacylation
Cellular component (GO): mitochondrion
Molecular function (GO): tRNA binding; serine-tRNA ligase activity; ATP binding
Source: RefSeq, a predicted model, not a curated record
AUGAUGAGGUGGCAUCAAGCAGCAAGACUUGCAGGAAGGCACCUGCACAAGGUGUGCACUUAUCACUGGAGUUUUCCUACAAACUCAGGAAAAGCUCUAUUUUCUUGCAGCUCAAGACUUUCUGAAGAGGAAGUGUUUUCAGCCUUGUAUAUUCCUGGAAGCAGAGCAACAACAACUGAUGGUGUUGUUACUCCAUAUCUGGACUUUUCUAAGCAGUUUGAAGAUGUUGCCUUGCUUGAGCACUCCGUAACUCAACGCUGCAUGAAUAUAGAUGUAAACGGAAUCAUAAGAAAAUAUUCAGAGUGGAAGGAUUUAGAAAAGCAUAGAUCAGAUCUUGAGGAGAAAAAGGCAACCCUGACAAAAGCUGUGAAUUCAUUGCAAAAGAAUAAAAAGAAUAAAGAACAAAUGAAUGUGCUAAAAGAACAUGGAAAGAAAUUAAGAAAUGAAACAAAGAGUUUGACACAAAAAAUUUGGGACUUGGAGGAGAUAGCUGUUACUGGUGCUCUCAGCCUUCCCAAUAAUCUCCAUGAAUCUACAGGCACCAAUGACAAGUUAUUUUUCAGUCUGUCCAAGAAACCAGUUUUUAGCUUUCAACCUAAAAGCCACAUAGAUUUGGGGACGAAAUCAGAUGAGUUGGAGAUUAUUGACAAUUCACCCACAGCUUAUUAUCUCAAGAACAGACUUGCCUUACUUGAACUUGUUUGUAAUGAUUAUUUUUUGUCUACAAUGAAUAACCAAGGUUUCACAAUGAUGUCAAACUCAGAUUUUGUGAAGGCUGCCAUCAUGGAAGGCUGUGGCAUCCAUUUCAGGGACAGGCCUCAGCAUAACAGAUUAUCUACAGGUGCAGGGCAUGACACAAACCCUUUGCAUCUUGUAGGAGGAGGAUCACUACAGGCUUUCUCUGCUUAUUUCACCAAGCAGAUUGUUGAAAAGAGUGACCAUCUACCUGUAAGGGUGAUCACAACCGGUCGUAAUUACAGUCCAUCCAGCCUGACACACCCUGGCCUGCUGGGAUGUAGGCAAUCAUCAGUAGUUGAUGGAUUUGUACUGUAUGAGGAUGUGGGUGUGCAAGAAAAGACAUUAUUGCAGGAAGCCGUGGUGAUGGUGACUGAAUGUUACCUUCACUUAAGGGUUCAUUUCCAAGUAGUUCAGUAUUCUGCAAAAAAGCUGGAAGUGCAUGAAUCUGCAGCAGUAGGUUUCCUAAUGUUUUCUCCCCACACAGGCCAGUACCACGAGGUAGCAAGAAUAUCUCUGUGUGGUGAUUACAUUAGUAGGAGGUUAUGGACACUUUGUAGAAAAGAUAAGUCUGCUAGUUUUGUAUCCAUGCUACACAUUCGAGCUUGUCACACUGCUCACCUGUUGGCUCUCUUGGUGGAGAAUGGCCAGGAGGAGAAUGGUAGUUACAGGCUCCCAGAAUGCCUUCAGUCUGCUGUUGAUUCAUUUUAGGACAUGAGAGUUGUAGUAAGGUAUUGUUGCCAGCAAGGACAUGUGGCUAUUGGCUAUAAGGCAUACAUAAAACUCGGAUAUGAAGAUAACCAUAGUGACUUUGGACUGUACGUGUUGGGGAAAUGCCAUGAGGAUGCUAAGUUUAAUUCAUGUAUUGUGUAAUAUCUUGUAAAUUAAUAAAUUAUUGUAUAACCAAGAUAUACUGUUUGUAUUUUGCUUAUUGUAUUCAUCAAUUCAAAUGGCAACACCUUCCCCAAAUAUAUAAAUACACACAUUGUAUGUUGCCUGAGACUGACUGCUGUCAAAUUCAUGUCUUGAAAAGAAACAAUCCUUACUCUUCAGCUUGAUGAGAAAUACUAACAUUAUUUGUACAUAAAUGUACAUAAAUAUAGAACUAUAAGUUU